UUACAAGGAGCUCUAGGAACUCUGAAUAGUUGUUUGACCAACGAGUUGCAUUUACGUACCAUCAAUGCUAAUCUUGGCAUGUUUGGGGCGAUAAAAGAAAUAACUGAUUAGUCCUUCUACUGUAGGCAUUAUUUUUUUUAAAAAAAAAAAAAAUUAAGAAAUACUCAUGGUAACCAUUCGAGCCGACGAGAUUAGUAAUAUUAUCCGCGAACGUAUUGAGCAAUAUAAUAGGGAAGUAAAGAUUGUAAAUACCGGUACCGUACUUCAAGUAGGCGACGACAUUGCUCGUAUUUAUGGUCUUGAUGAAGUAAUGGCAGGCGAAUUAGUAGAAUUUGAAGAGGGUACAAUAGGCAUUGCUCUGAAUUUGGAAUCCAAUAAUGUCGGUGUUGUAUUAAUAGGUGACGGUUUAAUGAUACAAGAGGGAAGCUCCGUAAAAGCAACAGGAAGAAUUGCUCAGAUACCUGUGAGUGACGCUUAUUUGGGUCGUGUUAUAAAUGCCCUAGCUAAACCUAUUGACGGUCGAGGUGAAAUUUCAGCUUUCUCUCAACUUAGAGUAGUUAGGGUUGGCAACCUGAAUUUGGAUGAUUUUUUUAAAAGCAGUUUGGAGUUCUUGGGGAUAGGACCAGUUAGGGUUUUGUGGUUUGACUUUCGGUUUAAUCGUGAGAUUUCGGGGUUUCUCUCUUUUGGUUGA
Molecule: messenger RNA, 691 nt
Organism: Hevea brasiliensis (rubber tree)
Lineage: Eukaryota; Viridiplantae; Streptophyta; Magnoliopsida; Malpighiales; Euphorbiaceae
Product: ATP synthase subunit alpha, chloroplastic-like
Exons: 2
Coding region: 167-691 (174 amino acids)
Biological process (GO): proton transmembrane transport; proton motive force-driven ATP synthesis
Molecular function (GO): ADP binding; proton-transporting ATP synthase activity, rotational mechanism; ATP binding
Source: RefSeq, a predicted model, not a curated record